AUGUCGUCCAUCUUCCCUGUCCUCGGUCCAAAGGCCCAAAAGUUCCGUCAGGAGGCCGAUACCUUUGGUGACCUCCAGGUCCCCGCCGACAGAUACUGGGGUGCCCAGACUCAGCGUUCGCUUCAAAACUUCGACAUUGGUGGACCCACCGAGCGCAUGCCCGAGCCUCUUAUCAAGGCCUUUGGUGUCUUGAAGCGCGCCGCUGCCCAGGUCAACAUGACCUACGGUCUCGAUGCCAAGGUCGGUGAUGCUAUCGUCAGGGCCUCCGACGAGGUCAUUGAGGGUAAGCUCCUCGAGCACUUCCCUUUGGUCGUCUGGCAGACCGGUUCCGGCACCCAGACCAACAUGAACGUCAACGAGGUCAUCUCCAACCGUGCCAUUGAGCUCCUCGGAGGUGAGCUCGGUUCCAAGAAGCCCGUCCACCCCAACGACCACGUCAACAUGUCCCAGUCCUCCAACGACACCUUCCCCACCGCCAUGCACGUCGCUACCGCCAUCGAGAUCAACCAGCGCCUCAUCCCCGCCGUCACCCUCCUCCGCGAUGCCAUCCAGGCUAAGUCGGACGAGUUCAAGCACAUCAUCAAGAUUGGUCGUACCCACUUGCAGGAUGCUACCCCCUUGACUCUCGGACAAGAAUUCUCUGGCUACUCCCAGCAGCUCACCUACGGUCUCGAGCGUGUCCAGAGCACCCUUCCCCAUCUCUACAACCUCGCCCAGGGCGGUACCGCCGUCGGAACUGGCUUGAACACCCGCGAGGGUUUCGAUGUCAAGGUUGCUGAUGCCAUCUCGAGCAUCACUAAGCUCCCCUUCAAGACUGCCCCCAACAAGUUCGAGGCUCUUGCUGCCCACGAUGCCAUUGUUGAGGCCCACGGUGCCUUGAACGUCUUGGCUGUCUCGUUGAUGAAGAUUGCCAACGAUAUCCGCUUCUUGGGCUCUGGUCCCCGCUGCGGUCUCGGCGAGUUGAACUUGCCCGAGAACGAGCCCGGUUCGUCGAUCAUGCCCGGCAAGGUCAACCCUACCCAGUGCGAGGCCAUGACCAUGGUCUGCUCCCAAGUCAUGGGUAACAACACCACCGUCUCUAUCGCUGGCUCGAACGGUCACUUCGAGUUGAACGUCUUCAAGCCUGUGAUGGUCAAGAACACCAUCCAGUCGAUCCGUCUCCUUUCCGAUGCCUGCGUCUCGUUCACCAAGAACUGUGUUGUCGGUAUUGAGGCCAACGAGAAGAAGAUCAACGCCAUCAUGAACGAGUCGUUGAUGUUGGUCACUGCUCUUAACCCUUACAUUGGUUACGACAACGCCGCCAAGUGCGCCAAGAAGGCCCACAAGGAGGGCACCACCUUGAAGGAGGCUGCCAUCUCCCUCGGUCUCUUGAACGACCAGCAGUUUAAGGAGUGGGUCCGCCCCGAGCUCAUGUUGGGACCCACCAAGGCCAAGUAA
Linnemannia hyalina is the source of this 1437-nucleotide messenger RNA. NCBI's taxonomy places the organism in Eukaryota, Fungi, Mortierellomycota, Mortierellomycetes, Mortierellales, Mortierellaceae. The record is from the annotation of a GenBank genome assembly.